ACUAAGUUUCUGUCUGGUAUCAUAUUCUGAAUGCUGAAGAACUUCAUUUAACAUUUCUUAUAACACUUGUCUUCUGGCAAUGAAUUUUCUCAGCCUUUAUCUGCCCUUCUGCCCUGCUCUUGUUCUUCUCCCCACAGUGGACUUCGCUGUGUUAUUUUUUGGUGCUGGGUGGGCUGAUGGUGAGGGGUAUGGGAGAAGGAUCUCUGUUGUCUUGUUCCAUUCGCCCUCUUAUGUAGGGUUUCUCUGCCUGGGCACUGGGAGUUGGGCUUUCUCAAUAUGCCUGCUCCUCUUCCCUAGGAGAGCUAAUCUUUUAACUUGUGUCAGUGGUUGGUCUUUUGUGGGUGAACAUUUCUUGUCCCUUCCCCAGUGGUAGGAGUCCUUUGAUGGUUGUGGUCUAAGUGCUUGAGCCUGUACUGUUUCUUUCCCUUCUCCCCGCAGUGGUGGAUCUUUACUGGGGUCAUCCUGGGGAUGACAUAGUUUAUUGCUUUUCUUCAGUAGCUAAAGGCUUUCUUCUGAUAUGAGAAAAAGGUCAGGACAGGAGGUGUACACUGUCAUGCCAUUCUUGCAGCAGCUGCUGUUCCGCUCUUGCAUGACAGCAUCACUGAGGAAGUCUCUUUGUUCUCCCAUCUGUUCCCAAACCUCUCUCACAUGGGGAGGUCCUUGGAAAAUAAUGUGAACAUGCCUGUGAGCAUCUCUUGGGUCUGGGGCUUGCUGUAGUUCUAUACCUUCAUUCUGUCUCACAUUCCUCCUUUAGCAAGUUGUUAAAAUGUUAGUUGAUUUUUUACUUGUUUGGAUGGUGGAUGGAGUAGGGCACUGGCCACAGGUAAGCUAGUGCUCUCCUUAAGAAAAGUUAUGAUUUUGCAGUUUAUCAUUCUCAUUGUUAGGAUAGUAGUGAUACUCUUACUAACCUUCUUGGUGGAAACUGAACUUUUAUAUAUUUUUUAUUUCAAUAGCUUUAGGGGUACAAGUGGUUUUUGGUUACAUGGAUGAAUUGUAUAGUGGUGAAGUUUGAGAUUUUGGUGUACCACUCACUGAGUAAUGUAUAUUAAAUCCAAUAUGGAGUUUGGAUAACCCUCCUAGCCUGUCUCUUCCGAGUGUCCAGUGUUCAUUAUACCACUCUGUAUGCCUUUGUGUACCCACAGCUUAGCUCCCAUUUGUAAGUGAGAAUGUGUGGUAUUUGGUUUUUCAUUCCUGAGUUACUUCACUUAGAAUAAUGGCCUCCAGCUAGAUCCAAGCCGCUGCCAGAGACAUUAUUUUGUUAUUUUUUAUGGCUGAAUAGUAUUACAUUGUGUAUAUAUACAUUUUCUUUUAUCCACUCAUAGGCUGAUGGGCACUUAGGUUGAUUCCAUCUCUUUAUGAUUGUGAAUUGGGCUGUGAUAAACAUACAUGUGCAGGUGUCUUUUUGAUACAAUGCAGUUGAUACAAAGCAUUUCCUCUGCUUGCACUCACUCCAUCCUGCAGCCCUUGGAAGAAGGUGCGUGCUUCUCUUUUGCCUUCCACCAUGAUUCUGUUUCCUGAGGCCUCCCUAGCAAUGUGGAACUGUGAGCCAAUUAAACCUCUUUCCUUUAUAAAUUACCCAGACUUAGGGAAGUUCUUUAUAGCAGUGUGAGAAUAGAUUAAUACACUUCUCAUCCCUUUAAAAAAAUACUCUGGAGUUAUGGUUUUAUAUGUGAGGUUUCCUGGAUCUGUUCUCUAAAUAUCAUAUUUUUAUCUGGUCAUGGUUUUCACUUGAGAUUUUGUUUUUGAAUUUGAUUCUAAAUAUCAUAUUUUUAUCUGUUCGUAGUUUUCACUUGAGAUUUUUUUUUGAAUUUGAUUCUUAUCUCUUUCUUUCAAUUCAUUCUGUAAAGAUAUUUAAUUGGGAAGUUAAUGGUUUUUAACUCUUAAAAGUUUUUUUUUUUUUGAGUGCUGUAUUUGAAUCUCCUUAAAUUUUCUUAGAUAAUUCAGGUAUUCCCUUUAGUUGAGGUAUUCUGUCUGCUGCAGAACACAGAGCGUGGGUCUAAUUCUUCUGCCUUAUCUUCCUUUUUCUAGCAGCUCUGCUCCUUUGUAUGGGCUGUAUCCCUUGGUUGACUCAUUGGAGCUCAAGACUGUUAUUGAAUAGUCCUCUGUGGCGUCAGUCCUGCAGGUGGUAGAAGGCAAAUGGGUCUCUCUUCAGUGGGCCUGCACUGGCAGAUAGGCUGUCAGUUCCCUGUCAGUCAGCUUUCUGGUCUCCUUGUACUUUUGUGGGCAUCAAGAGCAGGAAAGAUUGUGGGCUGUGACCCCCUCCAUCUCUGACUUUCAAAUUCUUUUUGGGAUUCCCUGGUUUUCAGUCCUUGUCCCUGGUUACUCUGCUGUCCUCUACUUUAUUACUAAGUCUACUGGAGAGAACACCUCACACCAGAUUUCUGCCAGAACCUAAGGCUUCACUUGCAUCCAUUUGCCCACAGAUGCUAGUAGUAGUUGUUUUGCUCAAGAGAGGAAAGUAACAGGUUUGAGGGUGAAGGGGAAAGGUGUUGCAUUCAGGUCACCAUAUACCCACAAUUCUUUUUGUCGCAUCUCUUCUGCAUUUCCGUUUUGUAUUAUUUCAUAAGUGAUGCAUUUCAUAAAGAAUAAUUCCAUUUUAUUAUAGGCACCACUACAUUUCUUUCCCCUGACCUCUGCUAUAUCAACUGGAGUAAGAGAGACAACUGCAGUAAUUAAACUUGAAGUUUUUGUUCUCCCUCUAACAGGAAGCUGGCAGAUGGAACAAGAUGUUUGUGGCCAUUAGUUCAGUGGCUCAAAAUGUCAGGGCAGAAGUCUUUGCAAUUCUCUUGGACUCAAGGUGGCUGCUUCAGCCCCAGCUAUCAUGCUCAUAUUCCAGGGUGAAAAGUUCGGACCCUUUGCUGGAGAGAAGAGAAUGCCUGAAGACUUGGAUGAAAAUAUGGAUUACAGGUUGAUGUGGGAGGUUCGUGGGAGUAAGGGAGAAGUUUUGUACAUUUUGGAUGCUACCAACCCACGGCACUCCAACUGGCUUCGCUUCGUUCAUGAGGCACCAUCUCAGGAGCAGAAGAACUUGGCUGCCAUUCAAGAAGGAGAAAACAUUUUCUAUUUGGCAGUUGAAGAUAUAGAAACAGACACGGAGCUUCUGAUUGGCUACCUGGAUAGUGACAUGGAGGCUGAGGAGGAAGAACAGCAAAUUAUGACAGUCAUCAAAGAAGGGGAAGUUGAAAAUUCUAGAAGACAAUCAACAGCGGGCAGAAAAGAUCGCCUUGGCUGUAAAGAGGACUAUGCUUGUCCUCAAUGUGAAUCGAGUUUUACCAGUGAGGAUAUUCUUGCUGAGCAUCUCCAGACAUUGCACCAGAAACCCACAGAGGAGAAAGAAUUUAAGUGCAAGAACUGUGGGAAGAAAUUCCCAGUUAAGCAGGCUUUGCAAAGACAUGUUCUUCAGUGCACAGCGAAAAGCAGUCUAAAGGAGUCUUCGCGAAGUUUUCAGUGCUCUGUUUGCAAUUCUUCCUUCAGUUCAGCAUCGAGUUUUGAGCAGCACCAGGAGACUUGCCGGGGGGAUGCCAGGUUUGUGUGCAAGGCUGACAGCUGUGGAAAGAGGCUGAAGAGCAAGGAUGCCCUGAAAAGACACCAGGAAAAUGUCCACACUGGAGAUCCUAAGAAAAAGCUUAUAUGUUCAGUGUGCAAUAAAAAGUGUUCUUCAGCAUCAAGCCUACAGGAACAUAGAAAGAUUCAUGAGAUAUUUGAUUGUCAAGAAUGUAUGAAGAAAUUUAUUUCAGCUAAUCAGCUAAAACGUCAUAUGAUCACCCACUCAGAUAUGAGAUUGUCUCCACUCAUUUUUUUAAUAGAAAAACGACCCUAUAAUUGCGAGAUUUGUAAUAAGUCUUUCAAGAGGCUUGAUCAAGUGGGUGCUCACAAAGUAAUACACAGCGAAGACAAACCUUACAAAUGCAAACUUUGUGGAAAGGGAUUUGCCCACAGAAAUGUUUACAAGAAUCAUAAGAAGACCCACUCUGAGGAGAGACCGUUCCAAUGUGAAGAAUGUAAAGCUUUGUUCCGGACCCCAUUUUCUUUACAGAGACACCUGCUAAUACAUAACAGUGAGAGGACUUUCAAGUGCCAUCACUGCGAUGCUACCUUUAAGAGGAAGGAUACAUUAAAUGUUCAUGUCCAGGUGGUUCAUGAAAGACACAAGAAGUAUAGGUGUGAGCUAUGUAAUAAGGCCUUUGUUACACCUUCAGUGCUUAGAAGUCAUAAGAAAACACAUACAGGAGAAAAGGAGAAAAUCUGUCCAUAUUGUGGCCAGAAAUUUGCCAGCAGUGGUACACUCAGAGUUCAUAUCCGGAGCCACACAGGUGAGCGUCCCUAUCAAUGUCCUUACUGUGAAAAAGGAUUCAGUAAAAAUGAUGGACUGAAGAUGCACAUUCGUACUCACACCAGGGAGAAGCCGUACAAGUGCUCAGAGUGCAGCAAGGCCUUCAGCCAGAAGCGAGGCCUGGAUGAGCACAAGAGGACGCACACUGGAGAAAAGCCUUUUCAGUGUGAUGUUUGUGAUUUGGCUUUUAGCCUGAAGAAAAUGCUGAUUCGACACAAGAUGACUCAUAAUCCCAAUCGUCCCCUGGCAGAAUGCCAGUUUUGCCAUAAGAAGUUUACAAGGAAUGACUACCUCAAAGUGCACAUGGACAAUAUCCAUGGUGUAGCUGACAGCUAAUAGGGGCUGUAAAGGAAUUAAACUAUUCAGAAGGGCUCCUAAUAUGAAUCCCAGAUUUUUAUCACCUGAUCAGCAUAACAGAAGUAGCCAAAAGUGACUUACUGGUCUCAUAGUUCUUAUUUGCCUACAUUUAGAGUCUGUAGAUGCAUAUGCAACCAAAAAAAAGUCUUACUUUUAACAAGAAAUGGUAUAAAUGGAAAAAAAAUACAACUCCAUAGCCUUGCAAAAUGCAACUUGUGCUCUGUCUUAUAAAAAUGGAGAAAGGAGUCAUGGCUCUCUUUCUUGGCCAUCCCUCUGUAAUGAAGUUUAUAAUAUACUUCCCUAAUAGGCCUUUUUAUUUUAUUGUUAUUCUUUGUGUGUCUGUGUGUCUGUGUGUCUGUAUGUGUCUGUGUGUGUGCACUCACUUGCAAAUGCCAGUUGUUGCAGCUGGUUUUACCAAUUUAAAUAGAAAUAAAUCAAGAUAUCCAACUAUUUCUUUGCAGAUGAGGAUAAGAAUAAGUUAUCAAAGUCUCAAGUUUGAUAGGAAAAUAAAUAGUUGCUAUUUUAUAAGACAAACCAAGAGCUGAGCUUAUCUAAUAGCUCUGUGCAACAAAUGAGUUUAAAAUAGAUAUUUGAUAACUAAAACAUCUAUUAAAAUAUUGCUCAUUUUAGAGGAUUCUUAGGAAACAUUAUUUAUUCUCAUCAUUCAGAUGCAGACAUUCAUGGUCUGGAAUACUUUUAUAAGUUCUACACAAAAAUGACCAUCACAUUUAAAUAUUCAGCAGGCUACCCCUCUUGAAUUUAGACCAUUUAGCUUUAGAAAUUAACAGUAUACCAAUAUAUAUAAUUAAAAAUAGAAACCAAAUAGAUUCUCUGUAUUUGGCAACAGAGUGGCAGAACAAUAGUGGCAUCUCCACAUUUGUUAGGAUGAACAUAGCCCUUUCCCCUCUCCUUCCAUAAAAGUGCACAGAACAUGUUAGUGCAGAUACAGUCCUCAGAACAUUAACAUUCCAUUUUGCAAAAGACAUUUUCCAGAAUCUUGGCAGUAGGUAAUUCUGAAACACUUUUGAAUUACCUUCAAUCAUCCCAUAUAAUUAGGAAUCCAGAAUACAAAGUACAAACUUGGCAAUUGUUAUGAUUGAAACUGUCACUGAUGCUUAAGGGAAAUUGAAGCAAGAAGCAUAAUUUCUUCCUUUAGGUUAUAUUUCAGCAAAAUACUUGACAGCAACAUACAAUGAACAGCUUGUUUGGAGAGAUGAUAUGAUACAAUGUAAUAGUGAUGUCAAAAUAACCUGGAGGAAUAUCCAAAAACCAGAAAAACGUUAAAAUGAAGCCCAACUCAUGAACCUCUCUAACUGAAGCCCAGUCAAAAGAAAGGAAGUAUAGUUUUAAGGAAGUUAUUUGGUUCUAAUGAGUUAAGGAGAAAGGUUAUCUGAGACACAGUUCUUUGACUUCAGGAAUCUCAUUUUAGAAUUAUAUUCAUGCCCAGUUCCAGUUUUAAAAAGAAACAUAAAGAUUCAAUGUAGACAUUUGAAUGUUGUAAAAUACUAAAUUUGAAACUCAGAAGAGAUAACUUUUAAAAACAUAAAUCCUAAAAUUAUAGUUUAGAAGAUAUUUAAGUAUAGUUAUAUGUAGUAUUUUGAAUCUGAAAUUAUAGACUGUAUUUUAUAAAAAUAAAUUUUGGUCUUGUUUCUCACUAUAUCAUUUGUUUCAACAAUAUAUUUUUAGAUCUAAAGUGUUUUCAUUUUAAUAUGAUAGUGUGUUUAAUAUCAUUUGAAUAUAAAAAGACAGCUGUAAAAUUUGAUAGUGUGUAUUAUUUAAGCACAUCCUGUAUAUUUCUUUGAAUGCUGCUUUCUCUAUAUGGGAUGCUUUAUAUCCCGAUUAUGUGAUGAAUGUAAAACUUGAAAGGAGUCCAAAUUCCAAUUUUGUGUAAUCUCAGUGAGUCACAGUUCACAUGGCUGCUGGGGAAAUUACCCUGAAAACUGUGGUGUCGCUAUGCUGUGGAGUAAACAGACAGGCAAGAGGUGCUGGGCUUUAUCCUGCUGAAGGUUUAUAGACAUGGAAAUCUUUAGAAAAUGGUGUAGAAGGACCUACACCAGAGAGUGGUACACCACUCUCUCCUUUCAGAGGACUGAAACCAAAACAAGUCCUUAGUAGACUAUUUGUAUGCUGUAAAUUUUUAUCCAAAAGACAAGUAUUCAUGGGUAGUUUCAGAUAUAUUAGCAUUUGCUUGCUAAAACUUUUAAAUUACUUAGUAAUAACCAAAAAAAGACACUAUUUUAGGCAUGAUUGAUCAAUUGAAAGCAUAGAUAAUCAUAAGGAAAAGUCUUACAGACAAGCUGAAGUACAGGUACCUACUUUGAAAUGUCUUCUGUUUCCUGCUGUGAAAGAUUUUGGCUGGGGUAUUUUCUUGAGAAAAGACCAGACCCUUAGGUGCCUAUAAAGUCUAAGUAAUUGAGACUUAGAAAUUGGCUAAGUAAAUUUAAGAGACGUUCAAUAAUGUAGGUGGGUUCAGAUACCCUUUUAUAAUAACUGUCUUCUUAGUAUAUUAACACUCAAGAUGUUUGUGUAUCUUUAAUUUGCCUUUGUUUCACAAUAACUGGCUUUUGUUUUCCUUUUCAUGGUGUGUUGUUGGCUAUAUAGAGGCAUUUAUUGGUAAAUUAUAAUCAGCAGUUGCACCAUGGAAGUAUUCUUGGUGAUAAAUUCUUGGGGUUACAUAGUAUAGUUAACAUGUUAUUUUCAAGAAACAUGAGUGUGUGUGUCUGUGUGUGUGUGUCUGAAGAGUAUCACUUAUAUGCAGUGCAUAUACAUGUAAGUGCAUUACUUUGCUCAAAUAUCUUCUGACCUAUUACAGUCAACUCAUGCAUGAGUGUGAACAUGUAUUACAGAAGGUCUUACAGCCUUAGUUUCUGUUUUAGAUUUUAUGUGCUGCUUCCUUUCUCAAACAAAAGCAUGAAAGGAAAGAGGAUAAGUACUAGAAAUAUUCAUUUUUUUCCUUCACAAAUCUAAAUGUUGCUUAUGAAAACUCAUCUUAGAGUAAUGAAUAUGUGGAAGUGGGUAGGUAGGAGGAAAUGUGCCUCUUUAAAAUCCUAAAAUUUUACCAUUGAUAUUGACAUUUGUUUGCGUGUAUAUAAAUGGAGCAUGUGUAAAUAUAGAAUUCCAAUAGCAUUUUUUAUUUUAUUAUAAAUCUAUAAUAAAUAUAUAUAAAUCACUACCA
Homo sapiens (human) is the source of this 7865-nucleotide messenger RNA. RefSeq names its product PR/SET domain 5 (gene PRDM5). Gene Ontology annotation, cellular component: nucleus; nucleoplasm. The transcript has 16 exons. The record is from RefSeq and is a predicted model, not a curated record. The coding region runs from base 2822 to 4669 and encodes 615 amino acids. Lineage: Eukaryota; Metazoa; Chordata; Mammalia; Primates; Hominidae. Gene Ontology annotation, molecular function: DNA-binding transcription repressor activity, RNA polymerase II-specific; transcription cis-regulatory region binding; sequence-specific DNA binding.